Photinus pyralis (common eastern firefly) is the source of this 973-nucleotide messenger RNA. RefSeq lists its product as uncharacterized. NCBI's taxonomy places the organism in Eukaryota, Metazoa, Arthropoda, Insecta, Coleoptera, Lampyridae. The record is from RefSeq and is a predicted model, not a curated record.
CCGUGUACCUGAUAAUUCCGUCAGUCAUCGCCUUGAAUUAAAGAUGGAUUUCUCCGAUUUAAACCGUAAUACGUUGUGCAAACCUUUUAAAAAUCCUAGUGAGCUUGAAUUAUCGAAAAAGUACGAAGGUUGGAAGUUGAUGUGAUUAAUACCAAGUACGGAGAACGGAUAAUAAUAGAUACUCAUGAUUUUAAGUGUAUAUUACCUCAACGCUUUUUUAACUAUUUCAAAGAAGGGAACCGCAUGGAGGAAUUUAAAAAAUCGUUAAAGGCACGUGAUGUGUACAUGGCUAGUUCGGGUGCAGUAGGAAAAACAACUAAUAUAACGUUCUCUUCAUAGUAGUAAUGUGUGUUGACCGUGAUUCAGGCUGUCGAUUGUAAAAUAUUUAGUUGUAACGUAAUUGUGAACCAGUGAACUCAUCAUUUAAAUACAUAAUGCAGGAAGCAAUAAAUUCAUUUGUGGAACGAUCAAAGCAGCGAAGUACGCCUUUAUAUAUGGAUACACCGAAUUGUUGCAACGGUAGUGUAAAUAAUAAUAGUUUAAUAUGCUGCUUACCUCGUCAAAAUAGCGAUGAUAGUAGUGCUACUAACCAAAAUGUAGAAAGUGUAGAUGAUGGUUAUUCUACAAUUGCUGAAUGUGCAUCAAUCGCGGAAUGUGCAUCGUUACGUGACUAUGAUAAAGAAGUGGAGGUGUAUGAAAAAGCGCUCAAAGAAAACUUAAUCGAUUGUGUUUAUUAUAAACUAUCGAAUAGCAACCAUCAUGCAAAGUAUGUGGAAAUCGGUUACAGCACAUUCAUGAAUCUUGCACCGGUACUACGUAUUGGAAGCGGCAACUACGAACGGGGUCACGUUAUGGUUAUGAAACUUGAAGAAUGGAAUGAACUUCUAAGGUGGUAUUCGUAUGUGCAGGUGCAGUUUUCCCGAUCUCACGAAACCGAAAGUAAAAUUAAUUGGUCCGAGAUUAAUGAAGAGGA